This is a messenger RNA of Amaranthus tricolor (Joseph's coat), 6161 nucleotides long. RefSeq names its product beta-1,6-galactosyltransferase GALT31A-like. The transcript is spliced from 9 exons. Gene Ontology annotation, cellular component: Golgi membrane. Gene Ontology annotation, molecular function: hexosyltransferase activity. The coding region runs from base 4186 to 5169 and encodes 327 amino acids. NCBI's taxonomy places the organism in Eukaryota, Viridiplantae, Streptophyta, Magnoliopsida, Caryophyllales, Amaranthaceae. The record is from RefSeq and is a predicted model, not a curated record.
UCACAUCUCUUUCUUUUCAAAUUAUGAGAAAAUGUUUAUGAUUUUAGUAGAAUUUUAUUUUUUGUGUGGUAAUUUGAUUUCUGUUUUGUUCUUGAUCUCUUAUAAUGGAAUUGUUUUGUGUUAUUGUACUGUAGGCUGUAGCAUUGUAAUCGUAUAAAUAUAAUGAAGCUUGAUUAGUGAUGGAUUUCUAUCUGAAUUCCCUUAAGAGUCAGGAAAUUAUUGAUGAUUUAUUUUGCAAAGAUGUUAAAUUAGGGUUUGGUACUCCAUUAUGUUUUAACUUCUAAGAAGUAUAUUACCAAAGUAGAUUUGCUUUACGUUUAUUGACUUUCAAGGAUUCGAGAUUUUGGCAUAUAUUCUCUAAAAACCUAUUUUUUGCAUUUAAAGCAACCAGCUUGUCUCUAAAAAAACUACUAUUUGCUUUAUUUACACUGCAUUAUUGCUUUACUACAACCUAUAUUAGGUUAGCCUUAAAAAGAAACUCUUCAUUUUAAGCUCAAAAAAGAGUUAAUAAAUUUCGCUAUGGCUACCAAAAUCUGUUAUACUAUUUAUCACUGCAAAUCAGGGAGAAAAUCUAAACUGAUGACAUGUAGGAGACGAGGAGUAUUGAUUUGGCAAGCCACUGUAUAUUUUGUAGUCUCCACUGUAUCUUUGAAUGGUAAUGUUCACAUAUAUGAUCUUAAUUGUAAUACUUGUAGACUGUUGCUGUGAAGUUUAAACAAUAAUACUUCUUUUCUCAUUUUUACCUCCCUUUUUUUUAACUCUUAGCUAUUAAAAUGAUCACCAUUUAUCCUUACUCAUAAUAUUAGUGAUGAGAGGAUUUGUCCAGAACGAGGUCCACUACUUGAGAUGACUUCUAUUUAGUUUCAAAGGGUUCCAAGAGAAAAGAACAUAUUUCUAGUACAUUAUUUGUCUACAUUUUAGUAUAACUAACCCUCUUUAAAGGACUACUGUUUAAAUUUUCUCUUAUAUUGUGAAUGGAUGAUAAAUACACUAAGGCAGAAUAGUGUUGAUGAGUAAUCAUGUUUCCCUUUGAUGAUGAAUGGCAUCAUUUAAUUGUUCUUGUUGGUGAAUAUGAAUAUAUGAGUCAAUGAGUGGGAGAUGAUCCAAGUAGAUUUUGUAGAAUGUAUGAGACAUGGAUGGUGAGGCAGCUGUAGUCGUUGCUCCAGCUAGAAGUUGCGUCCUUUUAGGCUUCCAAGGCACGGGAGAGUGUUCCAAGUAAGAUGCAGAAGUCUCUAUUUUAUUGACUGGAAAGUGGACUGACUGCAAGUCACUAUCACAAAUUCCUUAAUUCAUGUUGUUACUUGAUGUACUAUCGUAAGCAUUUGCUUCGUAAAAUUUUCUGUUCCCAUUUAGGUUCAGGCAGCAGCUUGACAAUGAGCCUUUUGUUAAGUUGAAGUGAACUACUUGCAGCUUAAUGUUAGGGUCCGAGCAGAUUUUUCAUGGCUUCGCUGUCGUUGUGCCUACUUCAUGAGGGGAUCAAGAACACAUCUCGUCCAAGAUUUUGAAAUUCACCUUAAGUGUACCCCUUAUUCCCUUUAGUCUUUAGUUUGAAAAUUUAGAAGUGUCUUAGUGGGCCCUAGUCAUAUUCAGAUUACUUUAGAAUAAGUAGGAUACCUAUUGAGUGAUUACAUCACAAUUAUUGACAUUUAUUAGGAACAUCAUUUACUUAAACUCACAUUCACACUACCUUAGUGAUGUCUCCCAUUUAUAUAUAUAAAGGAAACAAGUCUUCCUUGUAUUGCAAAACAUCUAUAUUAAACAUCUAUAUUGUCUGAGCACAUAAUCCUCUAAACCAUUUGGAGUCACCAUUUCUAAGAACAUUCAGGUUCCCUAAGAUUGCAGAUUGUGGUUGGUGGUCGAGGAAAUGCUUGUCCUCCCAUGUUGAAACAUCCUUUUAAUUUUGACUUCACCCUUAUGUAUGCCUUGCGUCAUUCACAACUAAGGUGCUACUUAGAACAACCAAUAUGCCCUUCUUUCAUUCUAUUGAUUUGUUAAGAAGCAAGGAUUAUAUUCUCUUUUGAAUAGCCACCUGUAAUCAACCAACUAUUUUGUCAGAAAAUAUAUUACUCCCUUUAUCCCAAAUUAAUUGACCCAUAGGGUUUUGGCAUGAACUUUUUGCCGGGUAGGGUUGAAUAAAUAUUGAAUGGUAAUAACUGCGAAAUUAGCUAGUGGAUACAUGGGUUGCUAGGAUUUUUAAAUUUAGAUACUCUAAGAACUCAGGUUAACAAGAGUAUAAAAAAACACGACACUAAUAGAAUUAGGCCAAUAUUUGAACAUCUCAAUAUUGAAUCUGUGUCGAUUAAUUUGGGAUAGAGGGAGUAAUGAUUUUCCAAUAUCAUUGUUUUGCAAUGUUUGUAGGAGGCUUUUCAUCAUUCUUACAUCCACUCACUUUUGUUGUUUCUCACCUUUAAAAGAUGAAUGUGAAUGAGGCAUAUGCUCGAAACUCAAGGUACCGAUGUGAGCUUAAUUUUUUGAUACAUCAUAUGCGUAAUAAAUGUAGUAAGGAGUGCUGUAAUAAUCGAUUGAGAUAGGUUGUUGUAAGGUCUUGUUGUCUUGUAGAUCUACUUACGGUGGCAGUUUGUGGGGCUUAAGACUAGUUGUCACUUGAGAAAUGUGGGAUUGUUGACCUUAUAUUUAUAGACAAGAAGAUUGUGAUUGUUGUGAUAUUAAAGUAGCCAAAGAUUCUAAAGUGAAGGUUCUUAGAGGUAGAGGAUGUCAAGCUUUAGAGAACUAGAAGUUAACAAAAGGUGGCAUCUCAAAAAAUUGUGUGUUGAUUACGUAAUUUUGAAGUUUGUUAAUUUAUAAAGUUUCUCCACUCAAAAUUGAAGUUUGUGCCCCUUUUGCUUUUGAGUGUUGUGGAUAUAUAAGGGGAAAAAUGGAACGUCAUGUGCAUGAAUUGGCUUUCGUGUAUGCUUUGUGCAUCUCAAAAAAUAAAAUCCAAGUGUUAAAGACUAUUUUGUUUUGGAAUGAAGGAGAUAUUUCGCACUACUUAUGAUAUGUAGUAUGGUAUGACAAAAUAAGAUUUGUAUUAAUUAAAAGGAUUAUAGUGAGUAUCAUAGGGCAGAAACAAGAUUUCAUCGUAUCGUAUUUGUAUCGAUUGGGUUAUAUAGGUUUUUAAGUCAAUCAAAAUAAUACUACCCGCGUUGUAUAAGUGUAAACUAAACCGCGUUUUGAAGAGAUAUCUUAUGGUCUUGACCGAUAUAUGGUGGUAGGACAAUUGGAUCAUCCUUCUUAAUGCAUCACCACGACUGUUAACCCAAUCGUGACCAUUAUCGCAGUUUUCCACCAUGGUGAGUACCAUCUCUUAGAAUGCAGAGUGAUAGCAUUUAUCGAGACAAGGGGGAAAAGAUUUUAGAUUAUUCUUUUAGCUCUACCCCUAUAAACCAGCUCUGGUCUUACACAUAUAUAGUUAUGUACUCACGCUACUGUUCCUCAAUAAGAAAAUGAAAUGGAAAUCAAAACUAGAUUUGUUGCAUCAGAUAUAUCAAUAUGUGGUUUAGCUAGACUACCUCUCUUAAAAUGGCUCUUUGACCCUUUUACAAAACUGUGAGGUUUAACAACAUGAGCAAAACCAAAAUCCCUAAACUUUAACCUCUUUAAUCCUAUUAGGGUCGUCAUUUUUAGGGAUCUUUGCCUUAGGAGUGCCAUUAAUGUCUAACAAACUUGAUGAAUCAACUGCCCUUGUUAAAUAAUUGGGUUAGAUGUUUAGUUUAUUGAUCUUUAUGUUGCCAAAAUUUGAAAGAGUUUUAUUUUUGCUGCUUAGUUGUCUAGGCUAGUGGUUUUAUCCUUGAGUGGCCCAACAUUGUGACAUUGUGUUACUGCACCUUUUCUUUUGGAACUGUAUUGUUUCUGUGGAGCACCUGAGUCGGCAGACAGGUCUGGUCAUAGGCCAUGUACAAGGGUUCCCUUUGAUGAUUUCCAGACUUUUCUGCUGUGUUGUCUCCAAUCUUAUCUUCUAAUGUUGCUUCAUUAUCCCAUGACUUGUCUAUAGGCUCCAGGCAGUUCCUGAACAAGCUACAGUAGAGGGAAGGUCUUUGCUUUCACAAAAGCAGAAUGAAAUUCAGAAUCAACCACUUAUAGACUGUGAAAGCGGGGCAAGUUGAAUUGGUCACUUGCUUACUGCAUUUCCCUCCAUCAAAUUUCUAUUUAUAACUUUACCUUUGCUCAUACAGGAGGCAUCGGUCCAUGCUAGUGACAUAUUUUCUCAAGUUUCUCACACGCACAACGAAUUUGGACAAAAGCAUGUCCGCUUUAGAGAUGCAGCUAGCUGCAGUUAGAGCUUCCAGCAUUCAGGGUCAAGUGUCAUCUCCAACUACAACAAAAAAAUCAGUGGAGCUACAAAGGGACCGACCCAAAGUUUUUUUUGUUAUGGGAAUCAUAACUGCAUUCAGUAGCAGGAAACGCAGGGAUUCAAUAAGAGAAACUUGGAUGCCACAAGGCGAGGGGUUGAAAAAGUUGGAGAAAGAGAAAGGAAUUAUUUUGCGAUUUGUUAUUGGACACAGUGCUAGUCCUGGUGGAAUUCUUGAUCGAGCUGUUGAUGCUGAAGAAGCUCAACAUAAAGAUUUUCUUCGGCUGGACCAUGUGGAAGGAUAUCAUGAAUUGUCCUUUAAAACUCAAAUAUACUUUUCAACAGCUGUUGCAAAUUGGGAUGCUGACUUCUACAUUAAAGUUGAUGAUGAUGUGCAUGUAAAUCUUGGUAUGGUGGUUUCCACGCUGGCACGUCAUAGGUCAAAGCCCCAUGUCUACAUAGGUUGUAUGAAAUCUGGACCUGUCUUGUCAGAAAAGGGAUCAAAAUACCAUGAACCAGAGUUCUGGAAAUUUGGUGAGGAAGGCAACAAAUAUUUCAGACAUGCCACAGGUCAAAUAUAUGCAAUUUCAAAAGAUUUGGCGACCUAUAUUUCAGUAAAUAAGCUUGUACUUCACAGAUAUGCAAAUGAAGAUGUAUCACUUGGUUCUUGGCUGAUUGGUCUUGAUGUUAAUCAUAUUGAUGAUAGAAGCCUCUGCUGUGGAACCCCUCUUGAUUGUGAAUGGAAGGCGCAAGCAGGAAACCCUUGUGCUGCAUCAUUUGACUGGAGCUGCAGUGGCAUUUGUAAAUCAGUUGAGAGAAUGGAGGAGGUACACCAACGCUGUGGAGAAGGUGAUGGAGCUAUCUGGCGUGCUAAUUCAUGAUACUUCACAUCUUUUUUCUUUUUUUUUUUUUUACAAAAAGAUAUUUUGGGAGAAGAUGAUAUAUGUUAUAGUUCUCCCUAAUUAUUGUUUGCCCAGCAAGCUCAUCUGAUUCUGCCGAUUUUUUGUAUGGUUAAUUGGUUAUAUGUGUUGGGAAAGGUGGAACAAUGUAAAUUAUUAUCAUUAAUUAUUUGUUAUUGGCUAUUGCAUGCAUGAUCCAAGGAAAUUAUUUAAUCAAUGAAUGAUAUGUAGAAGUUGCAGUACAUAUAGUCGAGCUUAUUGAAAGACAUUUUGAUUUGGAUUUGCUUUUCAAUCUAUUUGAAGGAACAUAUUCUAUUCGAUUUUUCGAAAUUCAGAUUUGAAUUCAAAGUUGUUGGGAAUUGGACCUUUUUGUAAGAUUGAAUGUUUCUUAUCUAGCAUUGAAGGAGUAUUCUAUUGCCACCUUUAUCCUUAUAGCUCCAAGGAGGGAGGCAAGAACCAUGCUUUCAGAAAAGUGGUGAUACUUAUCUGAAUUGCGAGAAUAACUUACUAAGCCGUGUGUGCCAUAAGGGUCAAUGGGGUAGGGCCAAGCCUGCGGUUGUUUAAGUAAGUUGGGUGACAGAUCGACCAUAGGAGUACUCCGGGAAACCAGGGCAAGAAAUGUCGAGCAUACGACGAUGCCGCCCGUUUUCAUUUCGUGGAAUUUUCCGGCAGAGGAAAGGGCUGUAGGUGAUAGCGCAUUCUGCUUCUUAUCCUAGAGAGGAGCGUUAAAAUCGUUCCUAUUGGAUCGUGCGUGGCAGUUGGUAUAGAUGAAGAAAGGCGGGCCCCACUUGAAGGGGACACCUAUUCUCUUAAUUUAAUAGGCGGUAAGGCGAAAUAGGAAAGGGGCCGAGCUGAGCCUCUUCAAGAAAGUUUUGUUUGGUAGGCCUGCCUACUUAUUCGAACAAUGCUCUGAACACGAAAGGGUGCAGUUCCGCCCUCCUUAUCCCAUGCUGAGUCACAGGUAGUGUCUCGGA